CUAACUCCUCUCCCUCUCUCUCAUAGCCUAAUCCAAUUACACACACAGCUCUCUCUCUCUCUCUCUCUCUCUGAGCCAUCGUUUCUCCUUUUCUGAUUUUCCAUGAUCACAAGAAUCUUCGGCAAUUCUCAUCGUUAGCCCCCUGAAAAAUCUCCAUCAUCCGGUAAUGGGUCGAUCCAAGUCCAACCUCAGCCGUAAAAUCCACCGCCGGCUGUCCAACCUCCGCCGCUGCAUUCUCCGGGUGUGGAACCAAAUUCUCAUGUGCUCCAUCGGAAAGCCGAUUCGGUACAGAAUGCUGUCUCAUCCCGCCGUUGUUCCCUCCGUCUCCUUGCCUAUUUCCUCUCCCGGCGGCGGCGUAAUGGAGGAGGUGGCUCUCGUCAAUUGUCCCCCGCCUUCCGCGGCAGCGAUUCUUCACAACAACAACAGCGUCCAUCGGGUAGACUCGGAUUUGGUGGCUUUAAAGAUUAGCCUCCUGGGUGAUAGCCAGAUUGGGAAAACAAGCUUUUUGGCCAAGUACGUCGGCGACGAGACGGAUGAAGGAGGGAGAAUCGAAGGAGGAGGAGAUGGGAUUAAUUUGAUGGACAAGAUAUUGCAAGUUGGUGGCGCUCGGAUUUCCUACCGUCUCUGGGAAUUCGAUGGUGGUAAUCAGUCGAGAGAGAAUAUUCCGGUGGCCUGUAAAGAUUCUGUGGCCAUUCUCAUCAUGUUCGACCUCACCAGUCGGGUCACUCUUAACGGAGUGAUGGGAUGGUAUCAAGAGGCAAGGAAAUGGAAUCAGACGGCUAUACCAAUUUUGAUAGGAACAAAGUUCGACGAUUUCAUCCAGCUCCCCAUUGAUCUGCAGUGGACAAUUGCCAGCCAGGCCAGAGCAUAUGCCAAGACGCUGAAUGCAACGCUGUUCUUCUCCAGUGCAACAUACAACAUCAAUGUGAAUAAGAUCUUCAAGUUCAUAACAGCCAAGCUCUUUGAUCUGCCAUGGUCUGUGGAGCGGAACCUUACCAUUGGAGAGCCCAUCAUUGAUUUCUGAAGCUUCAUAGCAGAUAGAGUUUUAGCAGGAACUCGUUAAACAACCAACCCUUUUCAUAAUGCCGCCUCCUCGUUUGGACAGUGAUGAGUGUCAACCGGUCACCGGAAGUUGUUCUGCUUCGGUGAUUCCUGGAGUUGUUUCUUCUUGGAACUGUGGUGGUGGUGGUGGUGGCAGCGUCCCUACUUGUUAUGCAGGCUAUGACUCGCUCAUCUCCCAAAGUGUAGAGAAAACUUCCUGUUCUUUUUUUCUUUU
Molecule: messenger RNA, 1276 nt
Organism: Linum trigynum
Lineage: Eukaryota; Viridiplantae; Streptophyta; Magnoliopsida; Malpighiales; Linaceae
Source: the annotation of a GenBank genome assembly